GGACUGGUGUUCUAGGCUGGGUGCAGCUACACUCGGGUGCUCAGUCAGCGGCUCAGUGUCGCCGGAACUUUCCACAGUGCACACCAGUGUUACCACUUAAGCGCUCGUGGUUGGCGGCACGAGGAGCGACGUGACGUGUGUUAUUGUGCCUUGUGACUAUCUUUGAGAGCACUUAUUCGUACAAGGAAUAUUAACAGCAAGUCGAUGUUGUCUAUACUUGGACCACCAGAGCAGGACUGCGCUGGGUGAAUCACUGGCCUCACGAUAACGUCACGCACUAUCUCAUGAGUUAAAUAAACAUAUCGCCCAAGUCUAUGUAUUGUUGGAGCAUCGUCUUGGACACAGUGUUGCCAGAGCACGUGACAGCAGAAUAGAGGCAGUAGUAAUAACGGGAGGAUCGGAAUUACUGCCUUUACAUGCAAACCAAACAAGAAGCAUACACUAGACUACUACCUCAACUACAGAGUAUCCCUCCACUGACUACUGACUCAGAUGUUGCCAGGCGUGAGGGGGGUGAUCAAGUCAACAGAGUGGUGAGUGGCUGGUGACUAAUAGACGUGAGGGCGGUGAAUAACUCGGACCUCAAGACGCCGCACUCCUCAUUUCAAGAUACAAGUCUGCUCCAGCUGCCUCUGAUCAGGUUCAGCACGAGGUCACCACAGGAGUCUCCCAGUUUCCAGUGGUGGACGACAGGACAGUGGUGUAGCCCAAAGUCUGUGACCUGUAUCAAGUGCCUCAAGACUCAAUUAACUGUAGUCACUGAUGGAGGAACCAACAGAGGACGUAGUGGUGGAACCUGAGGGAGGACGAUUGAAGAAGAUAAGGGAUGCCGUGAAGGAGAAUUUGGCUAAGCUGCGAUGGCUGACUGGCUGCCAGAUCGCUGUCAUGGUGAUGGCGUUGGUGGUGUUGAUUUUAUGUGUGGCCAUGUUGGCGGGGUGCUACCAAGCCACCCUGCAGUCCAUUUUACAUUCCCAAUUGGAGAUUCGUGAGGGAUCCCAGUCUUACAAAGUAUGGAAGGAAACCCAAGACCCACUACUACUGAAGCUGUACCUCUUCAACCUGACCAACCCCAAGCAAUUUCAGCUGGGUCACAAGCCUGUCCUCCAGGAGUGUGGGCCCUUUGUGUGGAGGGAGUACCACAAGAAGCAGAACCUGACCUUCCACCCCAACAACACAGUCACAUACCAGCAGCAGCGAUGGUGGAUAUGGGACCAGGAGCUCUCAGGCAAUAACACUCAAGAUGAUGUUAUUGUCAGCGUCAACACUAUUCCUGUGUCAGCAGCGUGGGCAUUGCGGGACUCCAGCCUCGCCCAAAUAAUUUUAAACGUAAUGUUUAACGAAGUUGGGGAGAAGCUCUUUGUCACCUCCACUGUCAGUGAAAUUAUGUUCACUGGAGUCAAGGAUCCAGUACUAGAAUGGAUUCAAGAGAAUGUUGUUGCAAAGAAUGGCAGCUAUCACACCCUGUUGCCAUUUUUUGGUCCCAACUCUGCCGUCAUCAAAUAUGACAAAUUUGCUUGGUUCUACCAGCGUAAUAUGUCCAUGGAUUAUGAUGGGUUGUUCAACAUGAAGACUGGUGUAGACACUCUGGAAAACUUAGGAAUCAUUGACUGGUGGAACCAGGAAAGGGAGACACCUUUCUUCUCACCCCCCUGCAACCAUGUAACUGGGUCAGCUGGUGAGCUCUUCCCACCCCAUCCGGGCAAGGACCACAUCAUCUUCUACAGUUCUGAUCUUUGCAUGAGUAUGAAGCUGUUCUACAAGGAAGAUAUCACAGAUGUUGCCAAACUUCAGGGUUACCGUUUCUGGGGCAGCAACCACACCUUUGCCAAUGGAAGUGUUGUUUCCGGCAAUGAAUGUUAUUGUGUCAAACACACUUGUGCCCCCACAGGUCUUGUGAAUGCAGAGUCAUGUCGUAUGGGUGCUCCAGCCUUCGUAUCCUUUCCGCACUUCCUUAAUGCUGACCCAUUCUUGCUGGAUGGUGUCAGUGGGCUGGACCCCCAAGAAGGCAAACAUUCCUUUAUCAUUGAUAUUGUACCGGAACUCGGGGUGCCCAUGAAGGUGGCAGCCAGGCUACAGAUCAACUUACGUGUACUACCUUACCCACAGCAUGGUAAAUUUCAUAUAGAUGAGAUUGACAUACUGAAAUCGGUUCCUGAUGUGUACCUACCAAUGUUGUGGUUUGAAAUUCUGGCAGAUAUCACACAAGAUCAAGCAGGUCAGCUGAACACCCUUGUUUAUAUCCUUCAGUCACCCAUCCUCAACACAAUCAUCUGGUGUGUUCUGCUCUCUCUUGCACUACUGACACUGGUACUGGUGUUAGUUGUCCACUACUGGCGAAACCGAAAUCGGUACAACAUGGUGAACUCCACACAGUAAUGCCUAUCACUUUAUAUUGGCUAUGCCAAGAGAGAGAUUUUAUACUACCUGAGUGAACUUUAAAGAACAUCCACUAUUAUCAUAGUUCUCCAGUGCUAAUAUUACAAACACUGAAAUAGCCAUGUUUAUUACUCAAGAAUAAUGUUUCUAAUAUGUUGAGCCCCUUGUUAUCUAAGACAUGAUCUGAAGUUUAUAAUGUGAGUUUUGGUUGAAGAAACUCUGUGGCCUCAUAAGUUACAUAAGUUAGAGGAAACUAAACUACUGUAUCUGAAAACUUCAUGAUAUGGUCAGAAGAAAGCCAUUUGAUAAAGCUAGACUACUUUGUCACCAAACUUGUUGUCUGUGCAGUUUGUAAUUUUUUUUAUUGAAAGCAUCAU
Molecule: messenger RNA, 2753 nt
Organism: Homarus americanus (American lobster)
Lineage: Eukaryota; Metazoa; Arthropoda; Malacostraca; Decapoda; Nephropidae
Product: protein croquemort-like
Exons: 12
Coding region: 763-2376 (537 amino acids)
Cellular component (GO): membrane; cytoplasm
Molecular function (GO): scavenger receptor activity
Source: RefSeq, a predicted model, not a curated record